GUACGUACAUACGUACUCAUGAAGUCCCAGCAGGAGAUCAAGACUGCAAACAGUUUUAAAAAAGCUUUGUGAAACAAAAUUAAACAAAAUCAUCCACAAAAAGAGGGAAUUGGAGAAGGAAGAUGAUGAUGGGUGAUCAUGUCAAGGCAUCAAGAAGCAGUCAUCAUGAUGAGGAGCCACUAAGUCCAGCAGCUCGGUUCUUUCAUACGCCACGCUUUAACGUUUACAUCAUUGCCAUCGUUGGGUGCAAGACAAGCCUCAAUACUGACGUUGUUAAGGCUGGUUUGGAGCAAACAUUGGUCAAGCAUCCUAGAUUCUCCAGCAAGAUGGUCGUUGAUUGCAACAAGUACUGCAAAAAUAAAAAAUGGGCUCAGACGAAAGUAAAUCUGGAGGAUCAUAUUAUUGUUCCCGAAUUGGAUCCCAACAUAGAUUUUCCAGACAGAUUUGUUGAAGACUACGUGUCAAAUGUCACAAGAACUCCCUUAGACCUCUCCAAACCAUUAUGGGAACUCCACCUUCUCAACAUCAAAACCUCAGAUGCAGAGGCUGUUGGGGUCUUCAGGAUUCACCACUCCAUGGGCGACGGUGCAUCCCUCAUAUCCGUUCUCCUGGCCUGUACACGGAAAACCUCUGACCCAGAAGCAUUGCCUAGUGUUCCAGUGAAAAAACGAGCAGGUUCAACGUUUAACUCGCGGGGUGGAUUUUGGUGGUACUUUUUAGCAAUUUGGCUGUUUUUAAGGUUGAUUUGGAAUACUAUGGUGGAUGUCUUUCUGUUUGUGGCGACCACUUUAUUUCUGAAAGACAUGAAAACUCCGAUCAAAGGUGCACCUGGGGUUGAGCUGAACGUAAAAAAAUUCGUGCAUCGGACAGUCAGCUUGGACGACAUAAAGCUCGUGAAGAAUGCAAUGAACAUGACCGUAAAUGAUGUUGUUGCUGGAAUAACUCAAGCUGGCCUAUCGAGAUAUCUAAAUCGUAGAUAUAGUGAGGAGAAGAGAGAUGGGCCAGUGAAGCAAAGCAAUAGCAAUAUCCCCAAAGGUAUCCGCCUUAGGGCAGUCAUUCUCGUCAAUCUCAGAAAGUCUGCAGGAAUACAGGAUGUGGCUGAUAUGAUGGCUAAGGGGUCGAAAAUUAGGUGGGGCAAUUUGAUCGGAUAUAUGUUCCUCCCAUUCACCAUUGCUUUGCAAGACGACCCAUUGGAUUAUGUUUGGAAAGCAAAGGCUACCAUUGAUAGAAAAAAGCUCUCACUUGAACCUAUAUUCACAAAUACGUGUAUUGGGUUAGUGUUCAAAAUAUUUGGAACCAAGGUUGCUGCUGCUAUAAUAUGCCGAGCACUCUCCAAUAUAACAAUGGCUAUUUCUGGAGUGGUUGGUCCGCAAGAAGAAAUUAGCUUUUAUGGCCAUCCAAUUGCUUACCUUGCUCCUACUGUUUAUGGGGACCCAACUGCAUUGGUUGUCCAUUAUCAAAGUUAUGUGAACAAGAUGACUAUUUCUUUGUCUGUUGACCCAAGUGUGAUUCCUGAUCCUCAUGAUCUCUGUAACGAUAUAGAGGAAUCACUCAAACUCAUCCAACAUGCUGUAAUCAAUAAAGGACUCAUCAAAGAUGUUGUCUAAAGAUUGAUCUUGCGAGUCUAGAAGAUCCACUCAAGUGGAAGUGAUAAAUAAAGGAUGUUAUUAUAUAGCUAAUGUAAGAACUCAAGUGGAAAGUUCUCACAUUAGCAGUGAUGCAUGUGUUAAAAAAUGUGUGUUAAAUAGAGCUUCUCUAACUAAGUGAGGCCUAAAUUAUUUAUAUGGACAGGAAUAAAUAUUAUAAAACGUGUUUGAUAUGUCUAUCUUUUUUCCUA
Carya illinoinensis is the source of this 1837-nucleotide messenger RNA. RefSeq names its product wax ester synthase/diacylglycerol acyltransferase 5-like. Gene Ontology annotation, biological process: triglyceride biosynthetic process. The record is from RefSeq and is a predicted model, not a curated record. Bases 123 to 1607 code for a protein of 494 amino acids. Gene Ontology annotation, molecular function: diacylglycerol O-acyltransferase activity; long-chain-alcohol O-fatty-acyltransferase activity. The transcript is spliced from 7 exons. NCBI's taxonomy places the organism in Eukaryota, Viridiplantae, Streptophyta, Magnoliopsida, Fagales, Juglandaceae. Gene Ontology annotation, cellular component: plasma membrane.